AUGCCGAUCACAGUCGGAUGCCCAGAAGACUCCGUCUCACCCGCUAUUUUCUCUACUCUUGCGGUCAGAAAACGCGCCCAAUCGCUGACAUGCCGGCGCAAGCCACUCUGCAAACCAUCAAUAUUCGAGCGAUAUGGCUCGAGCGCAUCAAGUGGUGCCCGCAUCGGAUACGCUGCACGAGGCGAAUGCCCUGCCGAUGCAGAGGAAAAUCAAGCCGUCGCACCGUCACCGAAGAGCAGAGAAGCCUUUGCUGAUAAAGGUAAACCUUUCGCAGAAGACGUUUCACAGUUGCGGAUUGCAACUCCAUGCGGAUCAUGUGCCUCGUUUCAGACUCGCAGCGUAGCCAGUCCGAAAGAUGGGCAUAUUCUGAGCCCCCCACGGACAUCGAGCGAGAGAUCCAUCAGAUCUUGUCAAUCACGUUGCCGUUGCCGACAAGGUGAGUUGUCGAGCAGUUCAGUAAGCAGUAGCCAACUAGAAAGGUGCAGACAAAAGUCGCCACAAGCUGCGUGUUCCACCGAAUCGCUGUUGUCAGCAUUCAAAGAGGCUUUUAAAGCUCAAUCUCUCAAAGCAGUCAGCAACUACGAUGGAAAAGGAUCUCUUACGGACUUUGUAAGAGCAUUAGAUGUGAAGUACCCUCCAACUGUAUGGAGUGAUGACGAUAGAAGGGACAUCCUUCUCGAUCACCUGGUAGGAUCCGCAAAGGCACAUGUCAAGAACUUGCCGGAAGAGGGCCGCAUACUGUCGUUCAACGAAGUCGUUGAAGAAUUGCGGAAGGCAAGGGACACACCAUGUGAACGGCUCAAGGCGGAGUCCGAAUGGAAAAGUCUAAGAAAGCGCGACGGAGAAUCAGUCUUCGACUUCUGCUGCAGACUGCAAAGCAUCGCCAACCGAAUGGCGCCAAAGCAAUGUCUAGACUUCCAGAUGGGAAGCAAACUAUACGAGUGCCUAGCGCAUUGGUCGGACUCGUACCAUAUGCUAGCAGCUCUGGACGCGCCAGAAGGACGCAUAUUUGAAGAAGUUCGUAAAGUCGCACUCAGGCUGGAGCGGACACGUAAGCCCGUUCAGCUCGAGCGCAGGAAACAAUGGAGCGGGCACCGAGAAAAAGGUGAAGAUAUGCCUGCAGCAGGCCAGUCCCACCGAGAGUGCCCACAGCAGAAUGAAAGCUCGGCAUUCAAAAGUAGGAAGAAUCCCACAAGGCCGAGCGUGCUGCCAACCAGUAGACCGGAACAACGCCCAAAUCGUUCAUCGUUCUCCACCAAGCUGAAGUCAUGGUGUUACAAGAUUGGGCAAAGACGGUCCACUGUGACCAAAGCCUAUGGAGAGCCGUGCUACUGUAACAUUGGAGUGUUCGGAUUCGAGACCAGAGCACUAAUUGACACAGGCUCUGUAGUAUCCAUAAUACCAGUAGGCCUCCUCAAACUCGCUCAAGAGCGAGGAGUGGACAUGGACCGAAUGGUGACAAUGUUGGGAGAACCCAACCAAAACCAGGUCCUUGACGCAUCAGGAAACCCUAUGAAGUUCCUUAUGCGAAUUGCUGUUGAAAUUGAGGUCAAAGGAGCGAAAAGGGCCAAGGUGCAGUUGCAUGUCCAACAAUCCGACGACACCCUCAUUCUCCUCGGAACCAACGCAAUGAAAGCGUUAGGCAUUGAGGUGAACUUGAAGCCAGAGACUGACCUCAAUCAUGAAACGCAUUCUACGACUAAAAAGGAUGCGGUAAAACCCAUCAAAAAUGAGGUGGCAAGAGCAAGAAAAAGAGUCGUGAUACCACCAAACAGCUCAGCAUUUGUAGAGCUGGAGGGGAAAGGCCGUGGACCAGAGCAGAUUUUCUGGUCCAACAGCAGCAAAAUAGCAUCCGGAGUAUGCCGCAUAUCCAAGGGAUGCGGCACAAUACCAGUUGUUAACAAAGAUGUCGAAGCAUGGGUGAUCCCGAAAGGACAUGUACUAGGAGAAUGGUCCGACGACCCAUGGUACGAUCCAAGGAUGGCAGAUAUACCCGGAGAUAUGCUGGAAAUGCAGCGGGGUAUAGAAAUGCCAUCAAGGGAUAAAGCUGUCGAGGUAAUCAAAAUGCUCGAAGACAACAAGCGCACAGGUGAAAUCCCCGAGGAUUUCAAGAGCUUGAUCCGCGAAUACAGCGAUGUGUUUGCUGUAUCGGACUUCCAGCUAACUCAGACACACCUCAUCGAGUAUGACAUCGACGUUCAAGGGCAUCCUCCAGUGAAGCAAAGGACGCGCCCAGUCCCCUACGGAAUAAGGACUCAAGUCAAGGAGAUGCUUCAGGAUUUGGAGCAACGAAACAUAAUCGAAGCCAGUUCAUCACCGUGGGCUUCUCCAAUCGUUCUAGUCGCUAAGAAAGAUGGCACUAUCAGAUUUGAUCGUCGUUCCGAUGAAAACGAUCCGGCAACGAUUGACUUUCGUUGUCCUGGAUACUACAUGCAUCACAAUCAGCAACUGCCCUGUGCUAUUCCGCGACCCUGGGCAACCGUCAUUCCGAAUGCGCCGAUUCCGGACAUGAUUCACAAGGACGCCACUGAGACAAACGUCGAGCAUCCUCCCAGAGCCGGAGAUGAGGCUUUCAAUGUGGAUCGCGUCGUAAAGAAAGCUCUGAAGAGUUCGAUUCUUCUGAAACCUUGGAUGGUAGAAAGAUGGUCGCGAAUUCGAUGCAAGCGCACGCUUGUACUUUUGCCAGCCGGUUUCGAAAACCACACCGAAGGAUUCUCCACGGAUUGGCAAGUCGCCUAUUCCUACAAGGAGCCAAGAGAUCUCCUACGACGCUGGUUCAGUGACGAAUUAUCUGCUAUCGUGCUGUUCGCACCAACCUACGAUUCGUCCCUGCUCGACUGGACAACUCCUUGGAUGGAUAUGAUGAAAUGUGUCACUGAAGGCACGGAUCUCUUCUUACUCGCAGGCCCUCAGGACGACUAUGAAUGGGGAGCUGGCGUGGACCUCAUGCGAGAUCUGGCCGAAGAGACUGUACGCCAGAGGCCCGCAUUAAGGCGCCGCAUUUUCGAUUUGUUACCACGCAAGUCGUCGGAUGAAGGACGAGCGCCUCAUCGCAUACUCGGAGUACGACGUGGAAUAGGAGUACCCUCCUACACGCCAGCGCAGGCCAAGCGCUUCUUGAACGAAACUGUGAUCUGUUACGGUCUGCAUCUUCGACUUCACCCUUAUCGACGCACAAAGGAGGCCGACCGACGAUUCCGCCAGAUAGCCACGGAGGAUCAGCGUGGCGAAAGUAGAGAGAUCGAGCAGCAUGAGGAGGCACCAUCGGGUCACCACGCGCCGCAUCGAGGACAGGAGCACCGUCGUCGCCGUAACAGGGAACGUGCAGCCGCAGCCACUAGCCGCGGCACACGAGAGCCCAAAGGAUCCGAUCUCAGUCGGAUGACAGAGGACUCCCUUGCGCCGUCCAGGCCUGACAUGGGGGCCAAGCCAUCUCAAAACAUCAAUAUUGCAGAUAUGGCUGACGAGCCACAAGUGGUGCCGAUGGAUACGGCUCAAGAGGGAAUGCAUGCCGAUCAAGAGGUUAGCCACUGGAACAAGAUUCUUACUGAGCUUCCCCAAAUUGUGGAUAAGGAGCUUAGCGCUAACCUGAGGAAUAUUGCCGAACGUAAAAGGCAAAACAUUUCUGACUGCGGUUCGCAGCGCAACGCACGAGGCUAUUGCGGCGGUGGAGUCAACGUUCGAAAAUGCCAUAGUGGCGAAUGUACUGGCGGAGACUAUGGGGAUUCCCCUACGCCAGCUGGAACGUGA
Ostertagia ostertagi is the source of this 3750-nucleotide messenger RNA. The record is from the annotation of a GenBank genome assembly. Lineage: Eukaryota; Metazoa; Nematoda; Chromadorea; Rhabditida; Trichostrongylidae.